Messenger RNA from Triticum dicoccoides, 2382 nucleotides. RefSeq lists its product as uncharacterized. NCBI's taxonomy places the organism in Eukaryota, Viridiplantae, Streptophyta, Magnoliopsida, Poales, Poaceae. Bases 1 to 2382 code for a protein of 793 amino acids. The record is from RefSeq and is a predicted model, not a curated record. The transcript has 4 exons.
AUGGUGAAGGCCAGCGAACUUGUGAAAUGGUCCUUACUAUUUGAAGAUAGUGACAGCGCCGCACUUAUGAGAAUUGAGUUCCUCGUUGUGGCUAUUGCAGCUACCUUCCUCUUGAUGUCAUUCUUCGACAUGUACCGUCGUCAGUGCCGCUACUCUGCCAUCAAGUACCUCUUACUUGUCCUCGACGCCAUAAGUGAUUCCUCAUUCAUCUAUACAAUUGGGCUGAUGCAGAGUGCACCCUUCAAGAAAGAUCUGUUUUCAAUAUGGGCGCUCAUAUUGGUCAAUCUCCGGUUCAAUGCUUGCUUCAUCUCAGCAUACGGCAUCCCUGACCAAGACAACAGCCGCAUAACUGAGGGUGCAAGGGUGAUGUCACUUCUAGGGGUAGCCUUCUUAAUCGGCACACAGAACAGUCAGUUUAAGCAUCAGAUCUGGAUACUCUGGGCAAUGCAGCAAGUGAGAAGUAUGUACCUAAUAUUUGCAUACUAUUGGGCCACAAUAUCAUUCUUGCACGGUUGGAGCUCGCCACUUCUGACAGCAUAUAUGGGUACCGAGGUUGGUAUUUGUAAGGAGGGGGAUCCGACCACAAUGGUAGCAUACAAGUACUUGGUCUCUGGAGAUCAGAAGCAGAAUGUCAGACUGCUGGCGCCUAAAUAUAACUUUUGUCUGAAAGUGGAGUCAGAGGGGCGGUUCAUCACUCUUGAAAAGACGUGGCAGAUGCUCGGCAACCAGCAAUCAGACACCGAUGCAGGAGACAUCCAACCAUCAUGGACCAAAGACCUGUGCCUGUCCUUUGCAUUAUACCGGCUACUCCGUUGCAGAUUUGACGACUUACCCCUGCCAGCCGAGAGCAUCAAAAGCACCAGAAAAUUAAUGUAUGAAAUUAUUGGCAAGAAGGACCAAGAUUUGUCUGCACAAAUAGACCACCAAGCUGAGGGAACAUUCCGAAUUGCGAAAUUGGAGCUAAAGUUCCUCAACGACUACUUCUACACAAGAUACCCCAUCCUUUUUUGGCGUGGCUUCCCACUGAUGUUUGCUUGGUACCCUCUCCUGACCAUUACUCUCAUCGCUUGGCUUGGAAGGGACAUCCAUAAACUCUACAAGCCUAAGGAGGGGGAAACUGCACACGUCGUACAUGGGUUCAACGUCGACCUCAUUAUCACAUGGAUAUUCAUGGGCAUUAUCGUGCUGAAGGAGUCUUGGAAGGUGGUCACCUACUUGCUGUCUGAUUGGACUAAGGUGAUGCUGCUGUGCGAAUACAGUUCGCGGACCGUGAAGUGUAUUCCACAGUGGCUGUGGGAGUUCUUGGUUCGGAUCUUGUGCGCAUCAAGAUGUAGAAUUGUGCGCCGUUGGCACAAUAAGAUCGGUCAGUACGAAUUCUUGCAGUCAUUUGGCCACAAUCCUAGAAACAUUCCUUACUGGUUAAGCCUUGGCUUGGUCCCAAAAGAAAUUAGAGGCGCAAAAGUAGGCAGCCCAAUAGAGCUGCCAAGAGAUGUGAAAGUCGCCAUUCUCAAGUCACUUUGCUCAUUAGGUCUUGAUGAGGAAAACUCGCUAAAGUCAGACCUACCUCCUGAUCACAAGCAAUUCGACUGGACUUUUGAACUGCCAACAUGGUGUCACAGCAUUCUUGUGUGGCAUAUAGCAACAAGCCUCUGUGAGAUUGAGCUUGCUCAACGCUACAACACAAGCUUAACGACUUCUGAGUUACUGUGUUCAAUCAAGACUGCUCUCAGUUGUUUCUCCUCCCAGCCAUAUCUUAUAAAGGAAGACAGAAUCGAAGGGUGGCUGCGAGCUAAUUAUAUUGCCGCCAACAGUAUAUCACGCUACUGCGCCUAUCUGCUUGUUAUAGAACCAGAUUUGCUACCUGACAGUUUCUUAACUGCCGAUGACUUAUUCAGAUGCGCCGUUGAUGAGGCUUUAGAUAUCCUGAAGGGCUGUGACACCCUGCAAAGCAUAUACAGAAGGCUGGUUCGAGGAAUUCCUCGACAAGAUGACAGAAAAAUGGACAGAUUAAAGACCCAUCCCGAUACGAUACUUGCGAAUGCCGCACGCCUUGCUUGGUCUCUGAUUCAUGAGAUUCCUGAUGAAGUAGUUCGUUGGAAGGUCCUCGCAGAAGUCUGGGCCGACAUACUGGUACACACAGCCCCCUCAUGGAAUGCCUCAGCCCACAAGAAAUGCCUAGCAACAGGUAGUGAGUUCAUAACCCAUAUAUGGGUCAUUCUUUCUCAUUGCAACGUCCAGAGCAGCUCGCGCUGGCCAGUUCAAGAACCCCCACACGAUGAACAAGACCAACCAUGGAGUCCAAUUCUGGGGCAGCAUUUAACCCAACAGCUUGCUCAGAGCGAUACAGAAGAAAGCAACGAAAUACAAGAGAAAUAUUGUUGA